GGCCUUGUAUCGCAAGCUGUGUGCUGUCGUCGACCGUGCAAUGCGCUAGCUCCUAACGCUCUUUACGCCAACAAUCAGUGCAUUCCACGUGGACAACUCAAUUCCGCUUGUACAACCAAUGCACAAUGUGGAGGAGGAGAAGGUAUGGAAUGUAUUAAGGGCCAAUGCCAGUGCCUUUCUGGAUUUCAUCCAGCCGUCGACUCAUUGACACAUCCUAUGAAAAAUCCAUCGCAAACCUGUUCACGUGACUGUGAAACUGAAGCGCUCAGCAAGGACACAAGCUGCAUGAAGGUUCAAUCUUCACUUGUAUAUGGCUCAAGCUCAUACCGAACGCAGAAACUGCUUUCCCAAGAUUCUCUU
This is a messenger RNA of Ostertagia ostertagi, 360 nucleotides long. Lineage: Eukaryota; Metazoa; Nematoda; Chromadorea; Rhabditida; Trichostrongylidae. The record is from the annotation of a GenBank genome assembly.